AUGGCAUCGAAGCCCGAAGACGCGAGCACAGCACCCACGGAAGGCGCCGGUCUCUUUAGUGGAGCAGGCCUAGAGAAGCAGCCCGAGCCUAAUCUUGUGGCCGGGUCCACCGACAAGAAUGACGGAGAUACCGUCGACAACGCCACGGCUGCAGUAGCCGCUCUCUCAGUCGACGAGAAGAAGAAGGAAGAAGAAGAAGAAGAAGAAGAAGAAGAAGAUCAGAAGGCAGAUGUCACCACUCAAGCGGAUCCCGCGGCGUCUGAAACCGCACCCGACGACGCCAAACCUGUUGAACAGAAAGAACCUGAAGCCAGCACCGUAGCGCCCACCCAGGGUCCCUUCUGGCCAGAGACUGCGCCCGAUCACCCACUUACCAAGUUCUACGACGCUUUCGAGGCCCUCGUUACCGAAGCCCAACACAACGAAGUCUAUGGCAUAGAGCUCAGCAAAUCAAAGUCCUUCCAUACCAAGCUUAUACUACAAAAGUUCCUCCGAGCCAACCAAAAUGACUUGGAGAAAGCAAAGUCACAGCUGCUUGAUACGCUCAAGUGGAGGAAGGAAUUUGAUCCGAUCAAGGCGGCAGGAGAGACGUUCGAGAAGGCCAAGUUCGAUGGGCUAGGAUACGUGUUGGAAGUCGAGGGCGUACCGGAGAGUCCUAACAAGAAGGACAUUGUGACUUUUAACAUUUAUGGAGCUGUAAAGGACAACAAGGCUACGUUUGGUAAUCUGGACGGCUUCCUCCGCUGGCGCGUAGGCCUCAUGGAAAAGUCCAUCCAAGCACUCAACCUCUCCGCCGCUACGACACCCAUCCCGAACUUUGGAGAAGGUCCGGAUCCAUACCAGGGAUUUCAAAUCCACGACUACCUCGAAGUCUCGUUCCUUCGCCGCGAUCCACUCGUCAAGACUGCGACCAACAAGACUAUUGAGAUACUAGGACGUCACUACCCCGAAACCCUGAGCAGGAAGUUCUUUGUCAAUGUACCUGUGGUUAUGGGUUGGUUAUUCAACGCGAUGAAGUUGGUUGUGGCCAAGGAGACGAGCAAGAAGUUUGUUGUGCUGAGUUAUGGAAAUCAGCUUGCUACCGAGCUAGGCAAGGGUGUACCGAAGAGUUAUGGUGGUGAGAGGGCAGAAUUGGCCGAAUGCGCUGAGGGUAUGAAGAUGGCUUGA
This is a messenger RNA of Alternaria atra, 1167 nucleotides long. RefSeq lists its product as uncharacterized. The coding region runs from base 1 to 1167 and encodes 388 amino acids. Gene Ontology annotation, biological process: Golgi to plasma membrane protein transport; regulation of exocytosis. The transcript has 2 exons. The record is from RefSeq and is a predicted model, not a curated record. Gene Ontology annotation, molecular function: phosphatidylinositol transfer activity. Gene Ontology annotation, cellular component: cortical endoplasmic reticulum; plasma membrane; cytosol. NCBI's taxonomy places the organism in Eukaryota, Fungi, Ascomycota, Dothideomycetes, Pleosporales, Pleosporaceae.